Molecule: messenger RNA, 3211 nt
Organism: Merops nubicus (carmine bee-eater)
Lineage: Eukaryota; Metazoa; Chordata; Aves; Coraciiformes; Meropidae
Product: interleukin-12 receptor subunit beta-2-like
Exons: 17
Biological process (GO): cytokine-mediated signaling pathway
Cellular component (GO): external side of plasma membrane; membrane; signaling receptor complex
Molecular function (GO): cytokine binding; cytokine receptor activity
Source: RefSeq, a predicted model, not a curated record
AUGAUGAUGUUGGAGUUUUCCUGGGACUGGGCGUCACCGUGGUCAUCUUAUCAGUGGUUUUUGUAGCUCUGAUGCUUAAAAAGUCAGCCAGAAAAAGAAUUAACUCCAUCGUUGUGUCACUCUUGCCAAAAUGGCUGGUUGAAGACUUUCCCCACAUGGAAAACAGCAACGUGGUGAAGUCACUCCAGGAAAAGAGUGAUUUCCCAAGUCACAGCUUCCAUGAGCCAUUCUUGGAUGCCAGUGACCCUGCAGUCAUGGAAAUUGAGGAAGUGCCCGUGCACAAGGAGUACAAGAACGUGGCCACCAGGAGGAAGACCAGCAGAGAGGUCCUCAAGGACGAGAAGCACCCGAGGAGCAUGGUGCCCACCAACAUCACCACCCCCCAGCAGAUCAGUGACUACAAACCUCAGGUGUCCGACACGAACCCGCUGGGGUACGUAGCUGCCAACGUUGACCCAACACAACCCCCUGCAGCCCUCCCAGAGCCAGAGCUGAACGUCUUCUUCAAGGACUACACAAGCCCUGUUCCUCACCUGUGGGAUGGGGAGGGAGGAGGCCACCACGUCUGUCUGCUGGAGAAGAUCAACCUCAUCUUAAACAGCAGCCGGAGUGGGCAAAGCCACGUGUUCAGCUCAGCCCAGGGGGGACCUGGGUCUCUCCUGGAGAACCAGUGGGGACAAACGUUGGCCAGGGAUGUUCAGGAGCAAACACUGGUCCCUGAGGAGCUGGUCUCCUGCCUGAGGGCUAUGAACGGGGAGUCAGUGGAAACAUGCCACGAGAGGACUCUGCCUGCCACCAAAGGUGCCCACAGCGCCGCGGAGGUCUGCGCCAAAGGGAACAUGACCACGAGCACAGCUCAUGUCCAGCCUGGUACCAACGUCACCCUCUUGUGCCAGCUGAGCCCCCAGCCCCAGCAGUGCAGGAUAGCAAUUUUCCUGAACAGCUCUGAACUCAACAGCAGCUCCAGCAGCUCAGUGAGCGCCACGUUCCCAGUCCGUGCCUGGGGCAAACACGUGUUCACCUGCAAAAGGGUUUGUGAGCAUAAGAAAAAACUCAUCUGUGGCAUCGAAAUUCAAUCUGGGAUUCCUCCAGAUGAGCCACGAAACGUGUCGUGUGUCCAGUACGGGACCGACGGCCGCCCCACCUGCAGCUGGGACAAAGGGAGGUCCACGUACAUCAACACUACCUACCUGCUGCAGCUAUCAAAUGGGACAAAUGUCUUCUGUGCCUCAGAAGAAGGUCUGAAUGAGAAGGUUGGCUCGCUGGCUCUGAGCAAGUUGAGUUUUGACUCUACUUACACCCUGGUGGUUGCUGCCUCCAAUGAGCUAGGCAGUGCCUCUUCACAGCCACUGGUGUUCACGUUGCUAGACAUAGUGAAACCACAUCCUCCCAACUUUUCAGUGGAAUUUGGAAACUCCUCCAUGGCCCACUGCACCUUUUUUUGGCACGACGGAGCGCGAGCGCAGCACUGCAGGCUGAGGUACCGGCCGCUCGCCAGGCACUCCUGGAGCAUGGUGGAAAGCUUGAGGGCUGAGAGGUGCAGUCUGGAUGGUCUGGAGCCUCACACAGCCUACGAGUUCCAGGGCAGCUGCAAAAUCCACCCUGAAAGAGGACUGUGGAGUAGCUGGAGCACGUUCCAAGCCCGGACUCCAGAAGCAGCACCAACUGGGCUCCUGGACCUCUGGUACCGACAGCAGGAUGUGGACACCCAAAGAGUGAACCUCUCUCUUUUUUGGAAGGCUUUGAGCAGGUGGGAGGCAGGAGGAAGAAUCCUCCACUACAGAGUGACCCUGGAGGCCCUGGCCCCACGGAGCCCCCCUGCAGUGCAAGGACACCUCACCACCCACACCAGCUACACCAGCACCGUGCCCAGGGGGGGCUACAAGAUCACACUCACUGCUGAGAACUCACGGGGCACGUCCCCCCCUGCCUCCAUCUUCACCAGCCUGGGCACCCAAGAUCUACCUCCUCCUCAGAACGUUUCUGCCAUACCCUUGGGCAACAGCAGCAUCCUCAUCAGCUGGAAACCACCCAGCAGAUCAACAGUGCCCAUCAAUGGGUACGUGGUGGAGUGGGCAGAGACAGGGAGGGACCCACUCCUGGAGCCUCAGCCAGCCUGGGUGAAGCUCCCAGCAUCCAACCUCUCCACAGUGAUAGCAGAGCACAUUGAAGACAACACGUGCUAUCAGAUCACCGUGCUCACGCUCUACCAGGACGGGGCUGGGCGAGCAGCAGAAGUCCAAGGACACUCAAGAGCAGAAGCUCCAACAGCUGGACCCCAGAUGUGCACAGCAGCCCGGGCCAACGGCGUGGUGGUGUCCUGGGAAGCCCUCCCUGCCCAGCAGCAACGGGGCUGUCUCACAGCCUACAGGGUGUACCUGCAGAGGAAGGACAGGCAGGGAGCCCCUGCUGUCUAUGCCAUUUCCAACGUGAGUGGCCCACGCUCGCUGCACAUCCCCGACCUGCAGCCCGGCGAGCUCUACACCCUCUGGAUGACAGCAUCAACCCCUGCUGGAGAGGGCCCCGGGGGCAACAGUGAGCUCCUCUGCUUGGAAGGUGCUGGGGACUGGGUGACUGUCGUGCUCACCUGCAGCUUCCUCAUCCUCUCAGCCUGCGUUUGUUCCGUGCCUCCAGUGAGGAAAGUGUCCCGCUCGCUCCUCUCCGUGCUGGUGCCACAGUGGCAGGGCAAAGCCAUCCCAGACCCAGCCAACGCCACCUGGGCCAAGGACUACUUCUCCAUGAAGGCGGAGCUGCGCUCCCCCUCCAGCCUCUUCCUGCCCACCACCGGCGGCUUCGAAGAGCCCGAAACCACCCAAGUGGAGGAAACCUUCCAGAAGACAGAACCCCCAGGGCUGGGGGACAAGCUCGGGGCCACGCUCCCCUCGGGCAGCCCCAGCAGGAGGGGGAGUGGCAGCCAGGGGCCGGAGGCUCCCACUGACCAGCACCUCGGCGGCACGGGGCAGGAGGAUGUCUACGACCAGCAGCUUCCCCACUCCUACAAGAAGAUGGAGGUGGAGGUGGAGGAGCAGGUGGAGACCCCUCCCGAGUACCUCGCCGACCUCCUCACCACGGGGCUGCCCCCACCUCCUGAGCUGCACCCCGAGCUCCAGCCACUCUCUGCUUUCCCAACGACUUUUCUGGCCCCCAUCACCCCCCACGGAGGGAAUCUGACUUUGGAUAAGGUGAAAAUAAGCUGCAGCUCUUCCCCCAG